ACGACAUGAAGCAUGUGCAUAAAGAGUUUUUCGAUACAACAGCACUAGCAAAACUAGUAGUAGCGCAUUUAGUACAGAGUAAUCUUGCUAGCCUAAGCAUCUGCCUCAUUAAGAUGAAGCUUUUCCUUGUUGGUAACAGUUAUCUGUACUACCACAACUUGCAGCACCUCCUCCGUGAAUUCCGAAGCGAGCAAAAGCAGCCUAGCAAAGCCGCCAAUGAAAAACUCACGAGGAUCCUACAACUGACCGAAGGUGGUAAGAGUCUCGCUGACCUGGCGGACGACUUCGUUGCUAUCCUAAAUGGUGGCUUCGAUCCUGACGCGAUUAUCCUACAGGAUUUCUCGACUGGUCCUAGUAAUGCUGAGCAUAGACGAAAAAUAUGCGACGUCUUGAAGACGAAGUAUGUCCCGGCAUUGACAAAAUGGUUGGAGAUGGACCGGCAAGUAGGUGAUGAACAAGAAGCUAGUUCCCGUAGUGGUGCAGCUUCAAGUUCAACUAGCAGAAUUCAAGACACGAGCAAGAAGUACAACAAGCGUGUCUUUUUCUAUUGUACACAUGCUCGUGCGCAGUACAUGCUUGAAACUGCAGAACUACGAGCUCGCUAUAACUGCGCAGACUUUCGAUCAACUUCAGAAAAGCAGAUGGGAGAAGCACUCGAGCAGGGCUAUCUAGAAUACAUCUCCGUCUGUCGCGGCAGAGGCAUUCCUGCGAUCCUGAUUCCUGUUGGACGCGCAUGGUUUGAGUUUCGCGAAAAGAUCAAGAGAGAUGCUAUCGCGGAAGAACUGGAGAAAGAACGACUCAAGGCCGAAGCUAUUGAAGCUGAGUUACAGAGAAAACGGGAGAAAGUCGGAGCACCUAGAAGUAGUAGACCUGGAACUGCUAAUAGCGCUGCAGGAGGAACAGCGACAUCCGGUUUCUCGUCGUCUUCAACAGCACGACAAAUUCAAGAAGUAGAAGACCAACUGCAGCUACAAGAAGAGAGCAGGUUCAAGUUCAACCCCGAUAGCCUAUUUCAUGACGACUCUCGCGCACAUCCAUCAGUUUUGGGGAGUUUUUUCAUCGCGUUAUGUCUUUGGAAAGCUCUUUUUCGUGUGGAAAAAGUAAACUGCAGUAGUGCUAUGUGCACAUUGGGAUAUAACUGUGGGGUGUUGUUAGAUUUAGAUAGUCCUGAUGAUACAAUUAUGGGUUCAACAGAAAUACAAAUGAAGAAGAGAAAAACAUCAACAAACAUGGGGAACAAGGUCGAACCACCGGUGCCUGUGCCACCUACCGAAAGUAGUAAAGCUAAAGCUACAAUAGAUGUGCAAAGCACCAAGUCAUUCCAGCUGGGCUCGUUACAUCCAAGCGUUUUCAAGAAGAAAGUUGAUGCUUUGAAAGUUUUCAUCAACCCUUCUAAAACUGAAGACGAUGGAAGCACUGUUGGGCAAAAUGCGUUUCAGAUGAUUCGUGACUACUUAGAUGCUCAUAUCGUUUUUGGUCACAGCGAAAGCAUGGUUGCGUCAUUUCAUGUCAGGACUACUUCGUAGUUAUAGUCGGAGAACUGCUUCCAAGAACUUCAACUUUGAGUUGUACCUGCUUGCGCUUAAUUCGGCAGGUCGUGCUUGUGUACAUUACAACAUGCUCGUGACAAGAUGCGCGCUACCUGCUACCCCGUUA
Messenger RNA from Amoebophrya sp. A25, 1656 nucleotides. NCBI's taxonomy places the organism in Eukaryota, Dinophyceae, Syndiniales, Amoebophryaceae. The record is from the annotation of a GenBank genome assembly.